AUGUCGUUUAAACUUAAUAUUAAUUUAGUUAGAGGUUUUGCUGAAGGACCACCUACCAGUACUUGUAUAACCCAGUUCCCUAAACAUGAAAAUGCAGAAAAACAACAAACUGGAACACCCCCCUUUAAAAUCACAGUUGAUCCGGCUUCAUAUAAACCAUCAGAGACCAUUACAGUUGGUUUAGAGACUCUACAGCAAGUUAACAAGACGUUUCAAGGAAUUUUAGUCAGUGCUCAUCGGAAAUCAGGCAAUCGUGAAGAAAUCCUUGGAAUGUUUACUGAAGUACAAAUUGAAAAAAUGAAGACAUUGUCUUGUUUUGGUGGAAAGAGCAAUGUUGCUGUACAUAAGAACAACAACCCAGUUGAUAGUUUAGUUGUGAAAUGGAUACCACAUUUUAAUUAUGGUGACGUCGAGUUCAGGGCAACGUUUCUAGAAAAUUUCACGACAUUUUGGACCGGAAUAACAGCUGAUUUGAAAGCUUCAAGUAGUGACAUGAUUAAAACGGCAGAUUAUCAGCUUCCAACAAUACAACCAUUUACUGCCAUCAACUGGGAGAAAUGCGGUGAGUCUUAUGGUUGCUUCUAUCACCCAGACGGCUGCACUGGUACUGAUUGCAGUGCGGGCUUGACAUACAAGUCUAAUUCUGAUGGAACCUUUACUUUUGAGAUGGAAGCAAAGGCAGAAGGCUAUGUUUCUAUGGCAAUAUCUAAAGAUAAGAAAAUGGGUGAAGAUGAAAGUAUAGUAUGUACAGCGGAUGGAAGCAGGUUCACUAUUCAAUAUGGCUACAAUUCAGAGCAUUAUGUUGAUAGACAAUAUACGAAAGGUCUAACAAACGUGGCAGUACAGAAAUCUGAUGGUAAAGUUCGGUGUCGGUUUACAAGACGUAAAAUAACUAGUUUGAAAAUGGGGGAGUUCACCUUUAAUCUGAAUGAACCUUGGUUCCUACAGUUAGCUUGGGGAUAUACAUUUAUAGAUACGGAUGUGAUCAGUAAACACAAGGAAGAACCAAUAGUAACUAGUAGUAUGGUGGAUUUAACACAGUAUAAUAUCCAUACUACAUCAUCAUCAACCAACCAGUUCUAUUCAUCAUCUUUAAUCAUCUUCGUCUUCAUCAUCUCUUCUUUGGUUUAA
Molecule: messenger RNA, 1131 nt
Organism: Lottia gigantea (owl limpet)
Lineage: Eukaryota; Metazoa; Mollusca; Gastropoda; Lottiidae
Exons: 8
Coding region: 1-1131 (376 amino acids)
Biological process (GO): regulation of glutamate receptor signaling pathway
Source: RefSeq, a predicted model, not a curated record